Styela clava is the source of this 1093-nucleotide messenger RNA. NCBI's taxonomy places the organism in Eukaryota, Metazoa, Chordata, Ascidiacea, Stolidobranchia, Styelidae. The record is from RefSeq and is a predicted model, not a curated record.
AUGGGAUACAGAGGAAAAGAUCUCCUUUUUGCUUACUAUAAAUCCGUCCUCCAAACGAGAUAUAUGAAUAUGCGCGCUUCUGUAGCUGGGGAUAACUUCAACAGCAAAUCCACGGAGAACUUAUUGGUAUCAGUAAAGGAUUAUGAAGAGGAGGCUAGGAGAAAGUUAUCACAAUAUGAUUGGGGCUAUUAUGCUGCUGGAGCAAUCGGAGGAGAAACAAUAAAAGAAAACUGUGAAGCAUUUAAAAGGGAAAUUACCGAUUCAGGAUCCGCAGAAUCACAUGGCGUAGGAAUGACAGUAAGUGUAUUGAGUAGUAAAACAAUGGAAGAAAUCGCAACUGAAGUGCCAAACUGCAUAAAAUGGUGCCAAGUUCAAUUAACCAAGAAUCGUGUUGUAACAAAACAUUAUGUAAGAAGAGCUGAGCAAAAUGGAUUUAAAGGAUUCAUUGCAACUGUCGAUCACACGGUUAAUAGACAUCGUGAUUACAGAUACGAAGACGGGAAACCAUUUGAUUUUGAAACAUCUAUUAUUGUGGAACCCAAUAAACUGGCUUUUGAUGCGUUGGAAUCUUGGAUGGAUGGAAGUGUUGAAUGGGACAGUAUCGACUGGUUGAAAGGAUUAACCAAGUUACCUGUAGUGGUUAAAGGAAUUAUGACAGCGGAAAUGGCCCUUAUAGCUGUUGAACACAAAGUUGACGGAAUCAUUGUCUCAAACCAUGGCGGAAGAAUAUUAGAUAGUACAUUUGCGACAAUAGACGUUCUUCCAGAAGUAGUUAAAGCCGUGAAUGGCAAAGUUGAUGUUUAUUUUGACGGAGGAAUCCGUAACGGGACAGAUGUAGCAAAAGCAAUCGCUCUUGGAGCAAAGGCGGUAUUUGUUGGAAGACCCAUACUCUGGGGACUAGCAUGCGAGGGCGAAGAAGGUGUACGAAAUGUUCUGGAAAUUCUCAAAAACGAAUUUAUCUAUACCAUGAAAUUUCUUGGAGUUUCUACAAUAAAAGAAUUGCAAACAACACCAGACGUAGUGGUUCACGAAACAAGAUAUUUCUCGAAGCUUUGAAGGAAAUUGUUUCAGAUCAAAACUUAAUGAUAUAUAG